Molecule: messenger RNA, 2162 nt
Organism: Micropterus dolomieu (smallmouth bass)
Lineage: Eukaryota; Metazoa; Chordata; Actinopteri; Centrarchiformes; Centrarchidae
Gene: polg2
Product: polymerase (DNA directed), gamma 2, accessory subunit
Exons: 9
Coding region: 214-1581 (455 amino acids)
Biological process (GO): mitochondrial DNA replication
Cellular component (GO): cytoplasm; mitochondrion
Source: RefSeq, a predicted model, not a curated record
AAGUCACGCCUUCUUUUUUUAAACCCGGAUGUGAAGCUAUCAGUUCCGGAUCAUUUAGGCAAUCACGCGUAGAUGCAGCGAACCUGAAACUGUUUUCGUCCAGCGGUUAUUGAACGUUAAUUGUGCGAAAACAGUAACGUAAAUGAACACGUGUCAGACAAUCUUUGGAUUUACCGACAUUUGGACCACUUCUUCUGUGAGGCGUCAUUCAUCAUGUUAUCUUACUGUGUCAGAACCGUCCAAUCAAGGCCUCUGUCCAUACUGAAAACCUCAGAGUACAGUCCAACGCUGGCCCUGCAACGCACCAAAGGACGCUGCAGUGCAUCACCGAGUCAGGAUUUGGAUCAGGUCAGGGCUCUGCUGCAGCUCUGUGUGGACAGAUACUAUAUUUCACCUGGUCAGACUAACGUAGAGCUGUUUCAGCGGGGGGUGAGCUGCAGUUAUGGACCUCUGGGCAUGGAGCUGAGAAGAAACCUGCUGGAGCAGUGGUGGCACUCUGUGACCAGGUGUACGGCUCAGGUGUUUGGGAUAAACACUCUGAGCAGCAGCAGGGGCGCAGCAGCAGAUGGAUGGGGACACUUGAGGAUUGUUGAGUCUGAAAAUUUAAAACAAAUUCUUGAAUGGCAAGAACUGAGCAAGGAGCAGCUCAUCCAGAAGGUGCAGACACUCCUUCAGAAGUCCCCAUCAGUGAGAGGAAACUUCCUUCAAGGUGCCUUGGAGCAGUUUGUCCCCUUGUUGGAGCUGGUGAACAGGAAACUGCCCUUCGGCCUGGCUGAGAUGGGUCUGUGUUUCCAGCACUCAGAUGGCUCUGGUUGCCCGGCCGAGGUCACCCAGACAUCUCUGGUGUGGUUCUGCUCUCCUCGGACCUCCUCCCAGUGGCUGGAUCACUGGACACGACAGAGACUAAAGUGGUGGAGGAAAUUCGCCCUGUCUCCAUCCAACUUCAGCAGUAGUGACGUUCCAGAGGAGGAACUCGAGGAGGCGGCGUCUCGUGGAGUGAGGAUCAUCUACAGCUUCCCGUGGGGACAGGAGCCCCUGGAGACGCUGUGGAGCAGAGGAGACGCCGAGCUGCUACAAACACACGGAGUCCAUUCCAAAAUACAGUGUCAAGAUGGCCAUAAGGCAGUUCCUCACGUUGUUUCUGUGAUUGGGAACAUGGACCGUGGUAUGAUGGCCUUUCUGUCCAACUCGCUUCAGCAGCUCAACAAAGACAACGGCAAGCAGAAGCUGCAGCAGAGAAAGGUUCUGAAGUUACAUCCAGUGUUGGCUCCAGUCAAAGUGGCUUUAGACAUUGGCAGAGGAGCCACCAUGGAGCUGAAGCAGGUUUGUGAAGGGCUGCUGCAGGAGUUCAUGGAGUCUAAGAUCUCUGCUUGGCCUGGAUAUCUCGAAACUGCGCAAACAUCAAUGAAUGAAAAGUAUGAUGAAAUGGGAGUGCUUUUCACUGUGGUGAUCAGUGAGAAGACGCUGGAGAGCGGCCUCCUUCAAGUCCGCAGCAGAGACACCACCAUCAAUGAGACAAUGCACAUCUCUGAGAUCAAGAACUUUCUCUCCAGAUACGUUUCUGCUGCAGACAACAUCUGAAUGGACUUUUUGGUUGGGGAACUAAAAAGGACAGUCUGCCUGUUGUGCUGUCUCAGUUUUGCAUCCCUUCCAGAUACAAAACUACUAUACAUCUACAAGUCAUGGACUUCCUUUUAAGGAAAAUUUCUUGAACAGAGCAUUUCAUGGAAAUUGAUCUUUUCCUGAAUGACUUUUGGCUGAAUGUGACAUUAUUAAUAAUUGGAUCUUUUAUGUGUCGUCUUAAAGGCUAAGAAAGUACUUGUCAAUAUUUGGGAAGCAGAUGUGCAUAAGGUUUAUGUGCACUUAAAGACUCUCGCUCAUCCUAUAGCCUCCUCUCAGUACUUCCAAAGCAAAGAGGUGGAUAACGUGUUUUUAGUGCUUGUGAUUUAACCUGGUGGUAUUUACAUUGGAGGAGGAUUGGGAUAAAUGUUUAGUAAAUGAUUUCUGUCUCAGGUUCUAUUAAAAUAUACAGUCUCCAUUGUUUUAGUCACGGUGAGCCUUGUGCUCCAUGUAAGUUGUCAUAGAUUAGUUGACUACUAAUGACAUGUGUGAAUAAGUAAAAUAUAAAUAAUAAAUAAAAAAUAUUCUUGACUAUGGAAAAA